GGCUGCUUUUGUUCGAAAACAGGAUGUCCACGUCGGACGACCAAGGAUGCGAUACUCCAACUCAUACGACUCCAGCCUCCAUAUAUGCUGACUCAACCGGCCUUCCUUCGUUUGCGAGAAUACAAACAUACAAGCUGUCAACUUGUCCAUGAAAAGGGGGAACAUUUAUCAUCCACGAGCCCAGGUCCAGCCUUGUCAUCGCAUUGAGCAAUGGUGUCCUGGGCCUCUACCCGCAGAGAGAGGGCGGGAGCCGGGACACGGCUAAUCACGACUUCGGGCCGUACUGGAAGUGCAUGGAGAAUGAGAAGAUGUGGCUCGGCUUCAAGAAUACGGUGUCAGCUGCCUACAUGGGACAUAGCGACCUGCAGUCAUGCUGGCGCUUCCAAGCCACACAGUUGUCUCACGGCGAAAGGGAAUCGUUUUGCACACGGCAACAUCAUGAUGGCGGAUAUGUGCUCCUGGUCAAGCAGGGGAGCGGGUUUCUACCUAUGAAUGUUGGAGGAAAGGCUGGUACAGAGUUGGUGGUGGACAAUGACCGGAAGGAACGAGGUGGCAGUUCAUCCGAGUUGACUAUCCUUGAGUUAACUCGGACAAUUAUGCCGAUGUUCUGGGGCCGAGAGAAAUGA
Aspergillus brunneoviolaceus CBS 621.78 is the source of this 626-nucleotide messenger RNA. RefSeq lists its product as uncharacterized. The transcript has a single exon. NCBI's taxonomy places the organism in Eukaryota, Fungi, Ascomycota, Eurotiomycetes, Eurotiales, Aspergillaceae. The coding region runs from base 294 to 626 and encodes 110 amino acids. The record is from RefSeq and is a predicted model, not a curated record.